Annulohypoxylon truncatum is the source of this 1592-nucleotide messenger RNA. RefSeq names its product Metallo-dependent phosphatase. Bases 376 to 1257 code for a protein of 293 amino acids. NCBI's taxonomy places the organism in Eukaryota, Fungi, Ascomycota, Sordariomycetes, Xylariales, Hypoxylaceae. Gene Ontology annotation, molecular function: hydrolase activity. The record is from RefSeq and is a predicted model, not a curated record. The transcript has 2 exons.
UGCCGCAAAGUGAAGAUGCUCCAGUAAGAAAUAAUUGAAAGUGCGCUAGAAUCUUGUUAUGAUCCUUUGGGAAUACCCCGAUUACACGAUAUGUAUGACUCGAUAUGCAUAUGUACGUAUAAUUUGAAACAAAAGAAAUAUCUCUUCUACAUAUAAGAGUAAUAUCAUGCAGCUAAGGUGGACACCUACUAAUGAAGUUACUGAUAAGUGCCUUUCUGAGAUAAAUUCAAGGUCUUCGAUCUCAUUCCUAUCAACAGCCUGGCGCACCUGCUAGAUCGGGUCUAGCAACCAGCGUUCACUCGACUUUCACCCACAACAUCUAAUCAAAUCAUCGCAUCCGAGCCCCAGGCGACCAUAGCAACGGGCGCGCACACCAUGAAGCUCUACGCCAUCGGAGAUCUCCACCUCAGCUACGAGUACAACAGGAAGGCGCUCGAGGAACUCGCGCCGCACCCGGAGGACGGGCUGAUCCUGUGCGGCGACGUCGGCGAGUCGGCCGACCACCUCGAGCUCGCGUUCCGCGCGGCGAAGCGCAACUUCAGGCAGGUCUGGUGGUGCCCCGGCAACCACGAACUGUACACGCUGGGCUCCUCGCCGCGGCCGCACCUGCGGGGCGAGGCCAAGUACGCGCGGUGCGUGGAGAUCGCGCGCGAGCACGGCGUGCUGACGCCCGAGGACGACUUCGUCGUCUGGGAUGGCGAGGUCAUCGUCUGUCCCGUCUUCACGCUCUACGACUACAGCUUCCGGCCGCCGGAUGUGGCGAGGGAGGACGCGCUGAAGUGGGCUGAGGAACGCGAUACCGUCGCUACCGACGAGUUCCUGCUGCAUCCGGACCCGCACCCGUCGCGCGACGAGUGGUGCCGCGUGCUCGUGCGCCGGUUCGAGGAGAAGAUCGAGGAGGCGAGGAAGGCGCACCCCGGGUUACGGACCGUCAUCGCGAAUCACUGGCCGCUGAGGGAGGACCUCGUGUUCAUCCCGCGCGUGCCGAGGUUCAGCCUCUGGUGCGGGACGACGCUGACGAAGGACUGGCAUACCAGGUUCGAUGCCAAGGUCGUGGUUUCCGGACACUUGCACGUGCCGCGCACGGAUUGGAAGGCGGGUGUCAGGUUCGAGGAGUGCAGUCUCGGGUACCCGAAGCAGUGGCAGGAUGUGAGGACUACUGGUAAGGAUAUAAAUGGCCUGCUCCGAGAGAUUCUGCCCGGUCCGCCGCCGCCGCCGGGGGGCGAGGCGGAGAUGAAGUGGAGGCGUUGGGGAUAAGGGGGGUAUGGUGUAUAUGAAGAAGAUGACAAGGAAGAAGGGGAUGAGUUAUGUGAUGUGUCAUAGGGGUGGGGCUUUCACGAGGCAGGCCUAAGCUACGCGAAUCAUGGAAGAUAGGAAAGGAGAGGGCAUGGUCAAUACAUAGCCGUCGAGGCAGGCUCUACAUGAUAAAUCAUUCGGCAGGGACGGUUAGAUUCAUUGGAGCCAUACUUCGUUAGAGGGUGCCGCAUACACAGGGAGAGGAUGGUCGGUUCAUAGAAGCUCUCUAUAGAUCAUCAACCAGUUCAUGGCUUUUCUUCAUACUCUUUUUUCCCAAUUGAUCACGUUGUCUAGAA